Batrachochytrium dendrobatidis JAM81 is the source of this 1083-nucleotide messenger RNA. RefSeq lists its product as uncharacterized. Bases 81 to 818 code for a protein of 245 amino acids. Gene Ontology annotation, molecular function: GTPase activity; GTP binding. Gene Ontology annotation, cellular component: Golgi apparatus; endosome. The transcript has 4 exons. Lineage: Eukaryota; Fungi; Chytridiomycota; Chytridiomycetes; Rhizophydiales. The record is from RefSeq and is a predicted model, not a curated record.
AAGCGACAAGGGAGCCAAACCAUCAAUACUAUUACAGUUGUCAAAUAUACUCGACGUCAUUCUCAUCAACCAGCUCUAUCAUGGCUACCAAUCAACGACCUAAUACUCCUUCUGGGAUUUCUGCUUCUUCCUCUUCUGCUGCAAUUUCUGGCUCUACCAAUGCUCAAUCUAACCUCAAACCCAUCCAAGUCAAGCUGGUUCUUCUAGGCGAAGCUGCUGUGGGCAAAUCCUCGUUGGUGCUUCGUUUUGUUAAUAAUGAGUUUCAGGAAAACAAGGAACCCACUAUUGGUGCUGCUUUCCUGACUCAAAAGUGUCGGUUGGAUGAUAAAAUCAUCAAGUUUGAGAUUUGGGAUACUGCCGGUCAGGAAAGAUUCCAUUCGCUCGCACCCAUGUACUACAGAAAUGCUCAGGCUGCAGUCGUUGCUUACGAUAUCACUAAACCUGCUUCACUGGAAAAGGCCAAAGCAUGGGUCAAGGAAUUACAGCGACAGGCAAACCCUAAUAUUGUGAUUGCUCUUGUGGGCAAUAAGUUGGACUUGGCUGCUACAGCCCGUGGUGUUUCGACCGAAGAGGCUCGGGCAUAUGCCACUGAGGGAGGAUUGCUCUUUUUGGAAGCAUCAGCAAAAACUGGCGAGUUUGUCAUGGAUAUUUUUACAGAUAUUGCUAAAAAAAUCCCAUUGGAGACUCUGGCUGCUGCACGUGGACGCACCGGCUUAACUAGCGGAUCUGGUGCUGGAGGCACAAAUGCCAGCAGUGGACGAGUAGAUCUCAACCAGAAUCAAAAUGCCACCCCUGUUCAGGAUGCAUGCGCUUGUUAAACUUGGAUAAUGGGAAAUGGAUAUCAUUGAUGAAUGACGAAUUGAAACUAUCAGGUCUCAUGCUUAUCCAAUGGCCUGAACAUUUUUAUUAUAAACUUUAACUUUCCAUGAUAAGCUUGAAUCUAUCCAAUGAUCCUUUGACUGGGACUAUUUUUGAUUUUUUGCUUGAAAGGCCUUAUAGCUGGAUUAUUUUCUUUUUUUAAAUUACAUUUAUUGUUUUAUUUGCAGCCGUAUUUACGUAAAAUGAACCAAAGUCAAAAUGCAG